GACAAAGUGCUGUGUGGAAAGGCCCGAGAAAGACACUGAUGGGUGCUCUCCGGGACAUGUUUGGGUCCAGCUUCCAAGGAGGAGUUUGGGGAAACCUUGUGUGAAGAUCCCAUUGUGGGUGUGACAGCUGGCAAGAUGAUCUGAUUCUGCAGCACAUCUGCUCCCGUGAAGCUCUCCAGGCUGCGACAGGAAAGCUGUGUGAGAGGAAGGUGGAGCAGCAGUGGUUUCACAAUGAGGAUGCCGCUUCCCACUGCAGGAAGAGUCAGCCCUGCUUGCUGGAGACAGCCCGGCAUGAUGGCUUACGGCACAGCUUGGCACCAUGGGCUGCUGAGGCAAGCUGGCUCCUAUAAGAAUGACUAUGACUGGACCCACUGUGAAGCCAAUGCUUUGAGCGAAGCCCCCAUCACAGUGCUCAUCUGCCUCUGUGGGCUGGUGGGCAAUGCGGCCGCCCUCUGGCUACUCAGACCCCACAUCCGCAGGAACUUCAUCACCAUCUACAUCUUCAACCUGGCCGUGGCUGACUUCAUCUUCCUCUUCUCUGUCGUCAUUGCCCUCGUGAUAUUUUACGGCCCACAGAGCUUUUGUCACAGUCUGGGCUCGCAGGACAUGAUGACUGUGUUGAGCGUGGUCAUCACCUUUGCUUUCAUUGCUGGUGUCUACCUCAUGGCAGCCCUGGGGGCCAGGACCUGCCUGCCUGCCAUCCCACGGCCCCUCUGCCCUUGCCAGAACUCCUGGUGCUUGCCAGCACUCCUGUGUGCCCUGCUCUGGGCCCUUGCCCUCUUGCUCACUCUGACCCUCUAUUUCUCCCCACCGAUGCUAGUGGCCUUUGUCCUCAGCUACCUCUUGUCGGUGCUUAUCCUCAUUCUCUCUGGUUUAGCCCUCUUUGCCAAGCUCUUAUGCUGCUCAUGGCAAUAUCUCCCAAGGAAGUUCUACAUUGCAGUCUUGCUUGCUAUCAUCUCCUUCCCGUUCUUCACUGCUGACUUUGCCUACUGGCUCUUGCUAAGGCUGUUUGAUUUUUCGGUUCUUGCUUUUGACACCUCUCUCCUAUUUGCCUGUGUGAACAGCAGUAUUAAGCCUGUCCUUUACUUCCUUGCUGGGUGCUGCAUGAAGAAGUUCACGUUCUCUAUCAGGGUUGCUUGCCAUAGGGCUUUUGAAGGGGUAAUGGAGCCAGAUAUCGUAGGCGAAACCCUACAAGAAAGCACAGUGGAAACCCCACAAGAAAGCACAGUGAAUGUUUAAUCCAUCUGAACCUUUUGCUUGGAAUCCUUUGCUUUGAAUCCGGCCUACCCAACAGGGCUGAGCUGCCUCUGCUCCAAAAGGAGCUCGCCCUACUCUGUGCACUACUAAAGCAGAGCCACGGAGGCUCUCAGUUCCUCAUGGUGCUUUGCUUUAGGGUGCCUGCUGAAGGGCUGAGUGUUGCUGGGUAGGAGAGUCUGGGCAAAACCCUUCUGCUUGCAGCUCCAUCAGGUAUGCAAAGGCUGAGUGGAGACCUCCCAUUCAGCUCUUGAACGGACAAGCAAGGCAAAAGAACCUUGACACCAGCAGCAUGAGGCCUCCUUUGGGAUGUUCUCAGCUCUUUGGACAAAGCUUUUGUGGACAUAUUGCAAAGAGAAACACGUUGGAAGCUGUUUCCCUGCAAAGACACUCUCCUCCCAGUUAAGAGCUUGAAAAGAAUGGAUCAUACUUACAUUACUUACUCCACACUACUGAAUUACAUUAAAUUACUUAUG
Molecule: messenger RNA, 1730 nt
Organism: Gallus gallus (chicken)
Lineage: Eukaryota; Metazoa; Chordata; Aves; Galliformes; Phasianidae
Exons: 2
Coding region: 232-1239 (335 amino acids)
Biological process (GO): G protein-coupled receptor signaling pathway
Cellular component (GO): membrane
Molecular function (GO): G protein-coupled receptor activity
Source: RefSeq, marked predicted